AUGAAAGUUCUAACACUUAUCUUGGGUUGCACUUUAGUCACCAUUUCCUUCGUGAAGUACGCCGAUGGUGUUGCUUGCACCUCGACUGAUCCCGAUACCCCAACUGGUUGCACGGAUUGCUCCCUGGCGGCGAAUGCUUCGGCUGACGAUUGUACAACCACCACAACGACAACAACUACAACAACAACGACCGAGUCCUCUGGAUCUGCAUCCUCCGAUGGCUCCACAGAGGCGUCCACGGAGUCAAGCUCAGACUCCACUUCCACAUCCACGACAGCCUCCAGCUCUAGCUCCAGUUCCAGUUCAAGCUCUAGCAAUGCCGCAGCUCUGGCUAGCCUAAGGCGUAGGAUUCAACAGAUGAGACGUCUACAGCGUCUUAGGACUGCCAGAAGGAGGGCAAUUGCUGCCAAGCGUCGCGCUGCUGCCAGGAGGAGGGCUGCUUUGAUGAACCGCAGAGGCUAA
Molecule: messenger RNA, 462 nt
Organism: Drosophila albomicans
Lineage: Eukaryota; Metazoa; Arthropoda; Insecta; Diptera; Drosophilidae
Product: protein new-glue 2-like
Exons: 1
Coding region: 1-462 (153 amino acids)
Source: RefSeq, a predicted model, not a curated record